Molecule: messenger RNA, 1158 nt
Organism: Olea europaea var. sylvestris
Lineage: Eukaryota; Viridiplantae; Streptophyta; Magnoliopsida; Lamiales; Oleaceae
Product: translocon-associated protein subunit alpha-like
Exons: 8
Coding region: 83-865 (260 amino acids)
Cellular component (GO): endoplasmic reticulum membrane; endoplasmic reticulum
Source: RefSeq, a predicted model, not a curated record
CUUACGUUGCUUAGUCCACGCAUUAAAUUCGUCUCUGUUCCAGAAACAAAUUCCCCAUCUUCUCUCUCCCACACGCACGAAAAUGGUCGAGAAAGGAAAAAUGAAGUUUAGGGUUUUCUCGAUUCUCGUUCUUCUGAUUUUCACUUCGUCGUGUCUACAAGUUGUAAGAAGCGAAUCAGAACCAGAUCCAGAUGUAGUUGAAACUGACGGAGGAGAUCUUGGGAUCGUUGGAGAGGAUAUUCAAGAUUUUGGUGGUGGUAGUUUCAGUCCAGCUCCAGGAGUAGAAACAAUUUGUGUUUUCCCCAAAAACCCUUCUAAAUUGUUUGUGGCUGGGGAAGAAGGUGAACUUUUGGUUGGAAUUAAGAAUGAAGGGGAAUCAAGUGUUAAUAUUAUUGCAAUCCAGGCCAGUGUUCAUCUUCCCUUUGAUCACCAGUAUUUAGUUCAAAAUCUUUCCGCUCAGGCUUUUAACAACGCUUCAGUCCCUCCUUAUGCUCAAGCAACUUUCCCCUACAUAUUUGCUGUGAGCAAAUUUUUACAGCCUGGUGCAUUUGAUCUGGUUGGCACAAUUGUUUACGAGAUCGAUCAGAAUCCAUACCAGAGCACCUUCUACAAUGGAACAAUUGAAGUUACUGAGGCUGGUGGCCUGCUCAGUGUUGAGUCUGUUUUCCUGUUUUGCCUUGGAAUUGCCCUUCUUGGUCUUCUUGGAUUUUGGAUACGUGGCCAGAUAAAGAAUUUCUCAAAGAAAACAAAGAGGGCAUCGAAGGUGGAGGUUGGAACCGGGACUACCGAUGCCUCAAUGGAUGAGUGGUUGCAGGGAACUGCGUAUACUCAGUCUCAAUCUAGCAAAUCAAAGAAGAAGAAGUAAAUGAGCAUACUUGAACAGUCAACUCUAGGCAGCGGUACGAUGAGCAAUGAUUUUUGUAACACAGCUUAGGGAGCGCAUCUAUUUGAGGAGUAGCUCCAAUUACCUGCCUAACUGUUGUAGCAUUGGGAAGGAACUUUUACAUUUUUCGUUAGCGCAAUUCCUAAAAUUGAGCCAUUUUAUAUGCCGGACCAACUGAGAGUUGACAUAGAACACUGCAGUUUUGUUAAAACAUGACAAUGUUGUUAGAUUAUAUGCUCAUUUUGUCAAUUUUAUUUAUAUUCCUCUUUGGUAUC